Molecule: messenger RNA, 3129 nt
Organism: Trichoplusia ni (cabbage looper)
Lineage: Eukaryota; Metazoa; Arthropoda; Insecta; Lepidoptera; Noctuidae
Product: transmembrane protease serine 9-like
Exons: 21
Coding region: 414-3128 (904 amino acids)
Biological process (GO): proteolysis
Molecular function (GO): serine-type endopeptidase activity
Source: RefSeq, a predicted model, not a curated record
UUGCAUAACAACAGGUUCUUAGGUGUCUUUAUUCUUUUUAAGCUCAAAUUUUUAAUUGAUAUGGAUACUGCGCAUAUGUCUAAAUAAUCCUAAUCUGCCUACAGGCUGCUUAGGCGCCUGUUCCAUAUCGCGGUCACAACAAAUUACCGUUCUGACAUUGCGACUGAUUAGUUUCCUAUCGUGUGAAAUAAGUAUAAAGAUGCUAUUGGACUAGUGGGGUACGAAUUGACGUAUCGGAAACACGUCGCUGUAACGCCGCAGUGGCCGGAACGCAUCUCAGUGUGUCCGUAGAGACCGCGCGCGACAACCUACCAACCAAAAACAUGCGCAAGUCGUGCGCCAAAAUCUGAAUUCCAUUUUCGAUUAUUGACGUUUUAGUUAUUUUUUGUUUCUUUUUUAAAACCAGAUUCAGAAUGUGGAAGUGUUUAUUUAAUUUAGUGAUUGUGACUUUGACUUUCACUUGUUCUGAGGGUGAUGUCGUGCGGGAUGCAAGAGAGGUCUCUUCGAAGAACAUUUUCGGUGGACUGUGGGGCAACCGGCCCCCACUGUUGGAAGUCAACCAGCCGAGGACAGCAUGCUCGUGUAAGUGUGGGGAAAGGAAUGAGGUGUCUCGUAUAGUCGGUGGCGACGAGGCUGGCGUCAACGAGUUCCCGUGGAUGGCGCGCCUCUCUUAUAUCAAACGGUUCUACUGUGGAGGCAUGCUGAUCAACGACAGAUAUGUGCUGACUGCUGCUCAUUGUGUUAAAGGAUUCAUGUGGUUCAUGAUAAAGGUGACAUUCGGCGAGCACAACCGCUGCAACGCCACGGAGAAGCCCGAGACCCGCUUCGUGUUGCGAGCCAUCGCCAACAAGUUCACCCUCACCAACUUCGACAACGACAUAGCUCUGCUACGCCUUAACGAACGCGUUCCAUUCUCUGAAACCAUCUCGCCGAUCUGUUUGCCUACUGAUAGCAGCAACCUAUACGUGGGAGUAAAGGCUGUCGCGUCGGGCUGGGGCACCCUGAACGAGGCGGGCAAGGUGUCGUGCACGCUGCAGGAGGUGGAGGUGCCCGUCAUCAGCAACCAGGAGUGCCGCGACACCAAGUACACCGCCUCCAUGAUCACCGACAACAUGCUCUGCGCCGGGUAUCCUAAGACCGGACAGAAGGAUUCUUGCCAGGGUGACAGCGGUGGUCCACUUAUAGCCGAGAGAAAGUUCGACAAACGCUACGAAUUAAUCGGCGUGGUGUCGUGGGGCAACGGCUGCGCGCGCGCCGGCUACCCCGGAGUGUACGCGCGCGUCACCAACUACCUCGACUGGAUCCGGGACAACACGCAGGACGGCUGCUACUGCACCGGAUGUUUGUUAUAUGAAACUAUUAUAAUGUGGUUGUGUUAUGUAUUCUUCUUUCUAUGUGUUACGUGUUGUUCUCCGCACUCUUUUCAAACGGAGGACCUUUCGAUAUCUGAAGAUUCGUUCCGGUCGCCUGCGCAGACCGCUAGAACAGAAUUACCACCAUGCCAAGACUGCGGUUGUGGGGAGCGCAAUGAGGAGGGCCGUGUGGUUGGCGGGCUGGGAUCCAAUGUGAACGCGUUCCCGUGGCUGGGUCGGCUCAUCUACUACAAGUCGUUCGGAUGUGCCGCUUCCCUUAUCAACGACAAGUUCGUCAUUUCAGCUGCUCAUUGUAUGAAAGGUUUCAUGUGGUUCAUGUUCCGAGUAAAGUUCGGUGAACACGACCGCUGCGACAAGACGCAGAAUCCAGAAAUGCGAUACGUGGUGAAGAUGAUAGUACACGACUUCUCUCUGUCUGACCUCCAGAAUGAUAUAGCACUGUUGAUGCUUAGCAAGCCGCUAGAGUAUUCACACGCCAUCAGGCCGGUGUGCCUGCCUAAGAGUGACGACAAAGCAUACACGGGGGCAACAGCAGUGGUAGCUGGGUGGGGCGCCACCAAUGAGACCGGCAAAUGGUCUUGUACUUUACGAGAAGCUGAGCUACCGGUGCUCAGUAAUGAGGCAUGUCGCAACACCAAUUACAAUGAGUCCAAGAUUAAGGACGUCAUGAUGUGUGCUGGCUUCCCUGAGACCGCUCAUAAAGACGCCUGCACUGGUGACAGUGGCGGUCCGUUGGUUGCUGAAAAUGAUGAUCACAUGUAUGACUUAAUAGGAAUUGUAUCAUGGGGAUACGGAUGUGCAAGGAAAGGCUACCCGGGAGUGUACACGAGAGUCACGAAAUAUUUGGACUGGAUAAGAGACAAUACAAGGGAAGGCUGUUACUGCAAGCAAAUCAAGAAGAGCGCAACCACUAUCGAGAAAGUGAGAGCAGAAAAUGAUACAGAAAUUCCAAAAAACUCCGAAUUUGUAGACGGGGGAUAUGGACGAAAGUGUGACUGUCGUUGUGGGGAGAGGAACGAGGCAUCCCGCAUAGUAGGUGGAGUGGAGACCGCUGUUAACGAGUUCCCCUGGGUGGCGCGCCUGUCUUACCACAACAAGUUCUACUGCGGGGGAUCGCUCAUCAAUGACCGCUAUGUGCUGACUGCUGCCCAUUGUGUUAAGACGUUCAUGUGGUUCAUGAUAAAAGUCACAUUGGGCGAGCACGACCGCUGCAACAAGACGCACCGGCCGGUGACGCACUUCGUGGUACAAGUCCUCGCUCACAACUUCUCCUUCUCAGACUUCAAGGAUGACAUAGCGCUGCUCAAAUUGAACAAGAUGGUGGCCGUCACGGAUAGUGUGAAGCCCGUGUGCUUGCCUCGGAAUGAUGAUUCCACAUAUACUGGAGUAAAAGCCGUGGCCGCAGGCUGGGGCACGGUGUCUGAGGGUAAAAACCAGUCCUGCUACCUACAAGAAGUGGAACUGCCUGUGCUGAGCAACCAAGCCUGCAAGGAGGCCAAGUACACACCGUCCAUGAUUGGAGACGGUAUGCUUUGUGCAGGGUAUCCUGAUGUUGGGAAGAAGGAUACUUGUCAGGGGGACAGCGGUGGACCUUUAUCAGCUGAGAGAAGUGACAAACGACAUGAACAAUUAGGUGUAGUAUCCUGGGGCAUUGGCUGCGGUCGUCCGGGAUACCCUGGAGUUUAUACCCGGGUCACGAAGUACUUGUCCUGGAUAAGAAGCAAUGCCAAAUUUGGAUGCUUUUGUUCUAUUUAAA